This is a messenger RNA of Penicillium cinerascens, 4694 nucleotides long. RefSeq lists its product as uncharacterized. Gene Ontology annotation, molecular function: protein binding. Gene Ontology annotation, biological process: deadenylation-independent decapping of nuclear-transcribed mRNA. The transcript is spliced from 2 exons. Lineage: Eukaryota; Fungi; Ascomycota; Eurotiomycetes; Eurotiales; Aspergillaceae. The record is from RefSeq and is a predicted model, not a curated record. Gene Ontology annotation, cellular component: P-body. The coding region runs from base 1 to 4479 and encodes 1492 amino acids.
AUGUCUACCCCGAACGAUCUCCAGACCCUCCUGGCCAGCAUUCGGGGACGUCCAUCGCCCCCCAAUGGCCCCGGUCAGGAUUAUUAUCAGCAGCGUCCCCAGCAGCCCUACCAGCCGGGAAUGUUCCCACCUCACCCUCAGCAGCCUUACGACGGCCAGGGCUAUCAUCCUCAGCCGCACGGCUACCACCACCCAUCGGUUUCAUCGAACCUGCAGAGUCCCGCCCCCGUCAAUACCCCGCCUCACCAUGGCUCCGAUAUUGUCAGCCCGAAUGUGCCGAGUCCUCGCAAUGACUGGCCUCAGCACCCGCCGCCGCCGCACAUGGCCAACCCAGACCGUCCUGUCGACCUGCUCAGUCUCCUGAGGUUUAGCCAGGGUCAGGGUGCGGCUCCUCAGCCAGCUCCCGCUAUGGCUCCCGAGCAGCCUCGCUCUCCGCCAACACAGGAGCCGACCUCGUCCCAUGCACGAAACAUUUCCGCUCAGGACUUUGUCGCCUCUCUAUUUGGCAAGCAGGCCCCCGCCCCUGCUCCUACACCUCCUGCCCCGGCAGAAGCACCCCCUACUCAGCCGGAAGGCCCGAGUGAAAACACGCAGGAUAUGCUGCUCCGCCUCCUCAACCGUUCCCAGCCCGGUGCCAAUGUCGUCGACGCUCCGUCCCUUGUGCCAACUACCAAGACUGCUCCUCCUGAGUCGGUCAAGAUCGAGCCCAAGGAAAUCAUUGAGAUUGUGGAAGCUAGCCCUAGCAACCCCGCGGGGCCGGAGAUGGUCGUAUCCCCGGGUUCUAAAGAGUCCAUGUUCACCUAUGUCAAUCCUUUCGAUCAAUUGGCGGCUAUUUCUCCUCGCAAACAGUCCCCGCAGCCCCAGUCGGUUGACGAGGCCCCUGCAGUUGAAGUGACGAAGACAGAAAAGAUCAAUAUCACCGCCAGUAUUGAACCUUCCGCUGUUCCCGACGUGCCGCGACCUAAGCGGAGCAUGACUCCGCCCUUGGAGAACGGUCAGAGGGAGGCAGUCAAUGAGGUCGUUGGUCGCUUUGUCGAUCAAAUUGGCCGCUCUCUUAGCGGAAGCGAAGCCAAGCCCACAGUGGAAUUGGAGAGGGAAGCUCCCACCGUGAAGGAGGAGUCUACCCAAGCUGUGCUUUCGGGCAUCGCCAAUCACUUGCGCGAGACUGCUGCUCAGGCUAAGGAGGAGGCUGGGUUGGAAACGCCUGCUGAGACCGCCAAACAGGUCGAGGCUGACACUUCUUCUACCCCUGUUGGCCAGAGCGGGAACGACAACACCGAUGCUCUGGCCGAUAGUUGGGAAAGCGCGGAAGAUAGUGCCGAGAAGGAGGAGGAGCGCGUUGUCUCUGUCCACAACUUCCCCCUGCGACCGUUCAUUUCCAUCGCCGUGAAACCGCAAUCUGGAAAGCUUCUGACCUUCCGCGACGAUGAUGUUAUGGAUAUCGCACGCCUCAAGAAGGAGUUUGAUCAGCUUGACCGCUCCUUGACUGCUGCUACCUCCGAGUAUAUUGUUUAUGCCCUGGCAAAGACCGGUGGCAUUAGAAUUAUUCGUCAGGAUGAUGGAACUGACCGACAGGUCUUCCGCUCUGCCCGCGAUCGCGUAUUUAACGUCGCGUUAUGCACUUCUGCUUCCGCGGCUGGUCAGUCUGAUGUGCAGGCGCUCCUUGGCAUUGGUGUCAGUGGCGCUGUCUAUUGGGCUUUGAUCUCCGGCCAAGGAAAGGACCUGUUCGAGUUGGACGCUUUGGAGCGCGAGAGCCUCAUCUUCCCGCCUUUCCCCGCCUCGGAUGAGAACACCUCUGGUGGUCAGCUGAAAACGCGGGCGAAGCGGAGCACUCGCCACGCUGACCUAUUCGCCAUUGGCCGUGGAAAGAACAUCUAUGUCGUCUCUCCCUAUGCGGCUAUGAACUCUAGCUACGGUGUGUCCGGGGCCCAGCGCACGGUCAACACUGAGAAAUUCCUCAAAGAGCGUGCUCUGAAAAUCUCCACUGGUAAAGCCGGAAAGGACUUUGCCUUCAGUGACGAUGACACUGUCAUCGCAUCUCUGGACAAGACAGGUCGUCUGCGUUUCUGGGAUAUCAGAGAUGUUCUUGACAACCCCUCUUUCGCCGACGGACCUGUUGCGAAUGAAGUCCGGGUCCCAUUGAACACAUUUGUGACCGGUUCACCCGCGGAGAAGUCCUGGCCCACUUCGGUGCUCUUCCUUGACAAGCUUCGCGCCUACUCGAAGUCCACAGCUCUUCGCUACGUCCUGGUUGGACUUAAGCAGAACCAUACCUUGCAGCUCUGGGAUAUUGGGCUGGGCAAAGCUGUGGAGGAAGUCAAGUUCCCCCACGAGAAUGAGUCGGAUGCGAUUUGCAGUGUUGCUUAUCACCCAUCGUCGGGUAUCAUUGUGGUUGGCCACCCUACGCGCAAUUCAAUUUACUUCGUGCAUCUGUCUGCGCCGAGGUACAACCUGCCGGUGAUGUCGCAAGCCGACUUCAUUAAGGCCGCUACUGAGAAGGAUAGCAGCUUGCCUAAGCCAGAAUCUACUGCCUGCCUGAGCGGAAUCCGUGAGAUUUCGCUUGGCGCCAAAGGCCAGCUGAGGAGCCUGGAGCUUCUUCCUGCCACCAAGUCUACUACGGACAAACGCAGUGACGAGGAAACCAGUCUGUUCGAGUUGUAUGUCAUGCACUCGCGUGGUGUGACCUGCCUGAACAUCAAGAAGGAGGACCUGGGAUGGACCACCGACAACAAGGUCAUUCGCCCUAUCGACGGAUUGGAGGAAGGCACGAUUGAGAUCAGUGACCUUCAGACUUUCCCGAGCUAUGUCACGGACGAGCCGUCUGUGAAUGGCGACACUGCAUCCACCACUCCUUCCCGAGCUGCCACCGUGAAGGACGCAGUGAAGAAGACUGACGGCUUGGAGUCCACUGCCGGUAUUGUUUCUUCUCGCAACGUGUCUCCCGCCAAGUCUGCCAAGAAGAAGACCGUGGAAGAUCAGGCUGAAUCUGCUAUGGCUAGCAGUGCUGAGAAGCCCGAAAAGAAAAAGAAGAAGAAGGCUUCUGCCUCCGAGGCAACAGCGAAGGCCAAGGAGCCCACCGCCAUCGCAGGUGUCGAGCCUCUUCCCACCAAGGAGACCGAAUUACUUGCUACAUCGACUGCUGCAGUGGCUGCGACUCGGGCUGCAGGGAGUGAAGCCCCCGGUGGGCUUGUCUCAAGCCUGCCCAGUGCUGGUAUCUCGAGUGACGUUUUGAACAAGCACCUGGAGAUUCUUCAGAACACUGUCUCCGCUGAGUUCAACAAGACCCUUGGUCAGGAGUUUGAAGGCCUCUAUCGCCGCUUCGACGAUGAGCGUCGCAGUUGGGAUGCUGCUUCGUCUGCCAAGCAGGACCAAGUGCUCCGUUUGGUCUCCAGCACUUUGUCUGACAACGUAGAGAAGAACCUCGCCCGUAUUGUCUCGCAGAGCAUCCAAACUGAUGCUGUCCCUGCCAUCAGCCAGACCGCUGCCGUCGCUGUCGCCAAGCAGGUGAACAGCAUUGUCACCCAGCAGCUUGGAACCUUAUUCAAAGAUGAGCUGCGCCAGGCCCUUCCCAAGGCGGUCACCAAUGCUAUGCAGCAGCCCGCUGUCGUGAAGACCGUUUCGGACUCUGUUUCACAGAACCUAGCUCCCCGUCUUGAGGCGGAGAUUUCGAAGGCCGUGCAGGGCUCGAUUGCUCCCUUGAUUGAGAAUCUGGCACUCAGCACCAAGAAGAUCGAGACCAGCAUGGAGAGACACUACCAGGCUCAGAUGAGGCACUAUGAGGCUCAGCGCCAGAGCGACAAUGCUAAGCUCGAGGAGAUGGCUACCAUGCUACGGAGCUUGUCCACCACUGUGGCAACCCUAGCCGCGAACCAGACUCGCCAGAGCGAGCCGGCCCACAACCCUCGGUCCUCCGUGGGGCGUCCGACACCUGAGGACAUCGUCAACAUUGCUCCCCGGCCAAUGCCUCAGCCGCAACCUCAGUCUCGCCCUCAAUCUAGACCCCAGAGUGGUCCGCCUCAUAAUCCUGUUCCCGUGGCACAGCCCGUUGUUCCUGGUCCCCUGGCAGAUACGGCUGAAGCAACAGAGAUCUCGAGGCUCAUCAGUGCCGGCCGCCUUGAAGAUGCCACGAUGAAGUGGAUCCAGUCGAGCCAGCAGGCUGAUCUAUUCGAUCACGUUUUUGUCCACUUGAGACCAGAUUAUCUCACCCGCCUGUCUGCUAUGCUGAUCCUCUCCGUGGGUGUGGCUGUCACCUCAUCUCUACAGACAAAUACCCCCCAGCGUCUCAACUGGGUCAAUGUGAUAUUCAACAGCAUGAACUUUGCCGACCCCGAAAUGCGUGACGUCACCCCUCGCAUUAUGCAGAUGUUGAGCGAGCGCCUGAACGACUUGUACAUGGAUGUCGUCAGCCGCAACCCGCAGGACCCUCUUCUCCGCAUGAUCAUCCCGCUUACCCGUCGUGCGCGCGGAAUGAACGCUUAAGCCUUUCUUUUGCUCUGUUUGCAUUUCUUACGACCUUAUCAUUGCGCGCACUCGGAGUCAUCGUUUUGUCUUUCUGCAUGACAUGUAAUGAUAUCCCCAUGACUCUAGGUAAAACCCGAAAAGGUGGAGAACCCCUAGGUGGGGAACGAAAUGCCUUUAUGGAAUAUGCAUUGCUAUUGUUUUGGCCCGAAUCUGGAUUUCAAAUUAUCGCCCCC